AUGUUCUCUCAAUCUACGGAGCCAAUCCGGCUGCUAAUGGUCCAUCUGUCUUGGCACCAAGCAUAUUGUGAUCUCUACCGAAUAUUCUUGCCGGGAUAUCGCGAAGCCGCGCCGUUCUCCAUUCUACAAAAACUCGACGAACAGAAAUCCAUGGAGUGGCAAGGUCUAUGUCUGCAACACGCUGUUGCGAUCGUGCACCUGCUAUCAGAAUUCUCAGCGCAAUGUUCACCCCCAGCGGUUGACUUUGACAUCGCAGUUUGCGCUUAUCAUAGCUCCCGCUUGGUGCUCUUCAUCGCGGCAAAUACGUUUACGCAGAGGCUCAGUCGAACAGACGCUCUGCAACUGGCUCGCUUCUCCCAGUCCAUUCUAUCAAGAUAUUUCGUCGGAUACCCGAUGGCGGAUCCUAUGAUGAAGGAAAUCGACGAUACUAUAACCCGGUGUUCCUGUGAGUGGACGGGAACAGGUACUCUAGAGCUUCAAGACAUCGAAGCCUCUAAUGAAGACUAUGAAGCGACACAAGGUAGAAUACGACGCCAGUUGGCCAUCCACAGCUUAAUCCGUCAAGCCAACUUUGAAGGUGACUGCCACGACGGGACCAGAUCCGAGAUCCGCCGCUCAAACGUGGAAUUUCAGCUCAGCACAAUGCCACAAAACCAAUCGACUCUGACGGCUCUUCCCGCAAGAGAAAUAGCGACACCGUUUGGAAUGGCUCGCGUUGAGGAUUCGCAAGGUGCAGGUGAGAUUGCAACAGUCGAGGAACAAUCAGGGCAUAUUCAGUCCGAGUCUGGCUCUGAAAAGCGGACCAUGCCCAACGUAUCGACCCCACACGAAAAUCACAACCGUGAAGAGUGGAGAAAUGACAUGCAAGCUGUGUUCAAUCCUUGGAUGGGGUUCUCGGAAUCCCUGGAGUCAUACGGGCUGGCAUUGUCUUUAGAAGACGACUAUUUUUGA
Molecule: messenger RNA, 951 nt
Organism: Exophiala aquamarina CBS 119918
Lineage: Eukaryota; Fungi; Ascomycota; Eurotiomycetes; Chaetothyriales; Herpotrichiellaceae
Exons: 2
Coding region: 1-951 (316 amino acids)
Source: RefSeq, a predicted model, not a curated record